UUUCUUGCGUUGCGAAAGCUUUGAGCUCCUCCUUCCUGGCUCCUCUGCUGCUGAGGGAGGAUCCAGGAAAGCUGCCAGGUUAGUGGAACGAUCGACGCCCAACUGACACCACUGAGACAGAAAGAAAAGUUUGUCCAGUCGAAAUGGCUAAGAACUCAGACCUGGAGAACGCCAUCAAUACACUGGUCACCCAGUUCCAUGCUGCCUCAGCGGACAAAGCUCCAGUUCUAAAAACCGAUGAAUUCAAAGGUCUUUUGUCCUCCCAGCUACCCAACAUGGUGAAGGGGAUCGGCACCGACCAGGGACUGGGAGAGAUUCUGCGGAAGAUGGGUGUUGGCGAUGGGGAAGGUGUAUCUUUCAAACAUUUCUGGAACUUAAUCCAGUCACUAGCCACCUCGCAGUACAGCACCCUCAGCAGCCAGAUGGGUUCCUCAUGCAGCUGCAUCCUCCUGUGAAGCACUGGCUCCACCACCGGAACAAGACCCCAGUUUCCCAAUAUAAAUACGCACUCUCCCACUUACACAUCCAACAGAAUAAAAAGGUGUACAGUCUAAGCUGUUUCCAACCUUUAUUAUUUAAAAACAAAUUUAAAAUCCACUGAUCUCCAGCUAUGAUCACACCUCUGGUAAACUGUCCAGCAUCCUCUGUAACAAUUCACAUUCAGACUAGUUUAACUGUUGAACAGAUUUUAAAGGCUUAAACUACAAUUUCAUGGAGUCUAGAAAAAUAUAAUGAAGUCAUCUUCAACUUUAGAGGCAGAUGGCAUGUUUCUGUAGACAUCAAAUGAAGUUUAAAUGAUUUUCUCAUAAUGUACAUGUUCAUUUAUUCUAUUUGACAGAAAACAUGCCCAACAUGUCAGAAGCCACAAUUUAAUUUUUAACAUUAAAAGGAUGACACCCAGAUUUUUUGUGUAUAUGUCAGAUCCUGAAAUGUCCUUUUAGGGUAACUAUUUAGUUUCUUUCUCAGAAACCAUCUUAUUGCAGAGUGAAAGCUGUGUGGAGCUGAGAAGGUUGUGAGUAAACGUGAAAUGACUGGAUUUUAACUGUUGCCUUUAUGGUGCCUUUUGGUGGUAAUUUUUACUUCUCUGUCUGUGGGACAAUGAAUUGCUACUAUUGUGGUAUUUCACAACAUCAAGAAUCAUGUUUAACAAUAAAAGUCCUUAAAACUUUA
Molecule: messenger RNA, 1170 nt
Organism: Melanotaenia boesemani (Boeseman's rainbowfish)
Lineage: Eukaryota; Metazoa; Chordata; Actinopteri; Atheriniformes; Melanotaeniidae
Gene: s100v2
Product: S100 calcium binding protein V2
Exons: 3
Coding region: 144-455 (103 amino acids)
Source: RefSeq, a predicted model, not a curated record